GGACUCCAUGAUCUCUAGAGGUCCCUUCCAACCCCUACAAUUCUGUGAUUCUGUGACCCCUUUCCAGGAGUUACCAGGAAAGGGACAAGCUGAGCCAUAAGCUUAGUUCCCUGAACCCAUUACACUCUUAUGGGGAGAAUGCGUGUGCAGAUAAGAUGCCAUCUGCAUGUGCCUCUUGAAAGUCCUUGGGGAACUUUCAUUACCAUACCAGUCACAUCAGGGAACCAAAUACCUUGGCGGUCUGUAUGUGUGUUUAUGUCCUGUGUGCUAGGUAGGUCUGCUAAAAUGCAAAUCACUGCCUCAUCCCAGCAGAAAGGCCUUUCCUCUGGAGAGAGACCAUGUGACUUCAGAUGUGCAGAUGAUAACUUCAGCCCAUCCCUUUCUCUGCCUGAGAUACAGGAGGCACGGUGACAAAACAGAUUUCCAAUAGCAUGCAAGCAGCACAGCUGGAGGGCUGCAGCCAAGAACUUCUGCAUCGUGAUGAAUAUGGCAUUUACCCUUGACUGCUUCUGAGGAGUGAAGCUCAAGAAAUUUGCUCUCAGGAGGCUGUAUUGGUAGGUGAAGAGUAAGUGCUUUGUGAGCUCCAGAGCCCCAGGGAGGACUGGAGUGCUGGUUCUGCAGAGCUGCACCCCUCAUUAUGCAGUUCUGGUUCUAAAAAGGGACUGCUUCUACUUCGAAAGGAGGCUUCUCAAGGUAACUCUUGUGGAAAAAAAGCAGGUCUGCAAAGUGAAUGAGUGAGGGGUCAAUGCUUUUGCCCUGAGAAAAAUCAGUGUGCUUUAAGCUGUCAAGUUUGACCUGGACUGGAUCAGUCAUCCAGAGCUUCUGAAUACAGUGGUGGUGUGAGGAGCGCUUCCUUGUGGCUUGAGGAGCCUUCCUUGUGGCUGAAGGAAGAGCACAGCAGAUGCGUAUUACGCCAACAGCUGAGAGAGACAUGCUUCGCACCCGCAGUGAUUAAAAUCAGAAAUGGAGUGUAGUGUUAGCACCAUGGGAUGCUGUGCUUCUGCAGAUUACAGUAAAGGCAAAUAUAAUGAAGCAGCUGUAAAAGCUUCUGUGUUAAUCCAGAGGUGGUACCGUUGUAAAAGAGCCCAGCUAGAGAUCCGUCGCCGCUAUUCUCUGACUAUCUUUGAGUCAAUCGAAUAUGCUGAUGAGCAAGAGCAAACACAGCUGUCCAACUUUUUCACAUUCAUGAUGGAGCACUGUGUUCAUCGUGGUGAAGCUGCUCACACUUCCAACAGCUCCCAUGAUUCUCCUGGUACAGACUCAUAUGUAAUUGAAUACGAAAAGAUUGAUGUUCCAGACUCCUAUCGCGGACCACGACUCUCAUUUCCCCUUGAUAUUGCACGCGCUAAGGCUCUUCUUAAUGCGCUCAAGGAUCGACAGCUACUUCAUGCCCGCUAUGUGCUGCAGCUGUUGCAUGAGGCCAGGAGGGUUCUCAAGGAGAAGCCAAAUAUCACCCAUGUUUCAGUUUCCUACUUCAAGGAGAUAACCAUCUGUGGAGACUUGCAUGGAAAUCUGGAUGAUCUUUUACUGGUAUUCCACAAGAAUGGUCUGCCUUCAGAAACCAACCCUUAUCUCUUUAAUGGCGAUUUUGUUGACAGAGGAGAAAAUUCUAUGGAAAUACUUAUAAUCCUCUUUGUGUUUCUUCUUCUCUACCCGAAUGAUUUUCACUUGAACAGAGGAAACCAUGAAGACUACAUCAUAAACAUGAAAUACGGCUUCUCUAAAGAAGUUUUGAAGAAGUAUAAGGACCAUGGCAAGAUAAUUCUGUAUCAUCUGCAAGACAUUUUCAGCUGGCUUCCCCUUGCCACUUUAGUUAAUAACAAAGUGCUUAUUGUGCAUGGAGGAAUUUCCGACAACACAGAUUUGGAUUCCCUGAAUUUAAUUGAGAGAAGUAAGCUGAAAACACUGAUGAGGCUACCGAAGACAGACAAAAAGAAACAAGCGGAAAUACAAGGCAACUCACCCCAAUCCAGUUCACAUCCAGGGAUCUCUAAGAAGGAACAUAAACAAGUCCUGGACAUUCUCUGGAGUGAUCCACAAAAAAAACAUGGCUGUACUCUGAACCAGCGUCGAGGAGUAGGUUGUUGCUUUGGCCCUGAUACCACUGACCAGCUGCUUAAAAGGUAUAAUCUGAAGAUGCUAAUCAGGUCUCAUGAAUUUAAGUUGGAUGGCUACGAUCUCACUCAUGAUGGGAAGGUUAUCACUAUAUUUUCUGCUUCUAACUAUUAUCAAGAGGGGAGCAACCGGGGAGCAUACAUCCGAAUGAAUCCUGAUCUGGUUCCUCAUUUCAUACAGUACCAAGUCUGCACGUGCACAGACAAGCAGAAAAAUUGGGAGAGGGUAAAAACAAUUGAACAGUCUGCUUUACAAACCUUAAAAGAGAGGAUUUUUGUUCACAAGCAUAAACUCACAGACGCCUUUGCAAAGUAUGACAGCAGCAGCACAGGCAGGAUUUCUGUCAAUGACUGGGCAACAGCAAUGGAGUCUGUCCUACAACUCCAACUGCCCUGGAGGACGCUGAAGUCUCAGUUAGUGAAGACAUAUCCAGACGGAAAUGUUGACUACAUGUCAUGUUUUUACUAUAUGAACACAGCUCGUCCUAUGCAUCAGGUUCAGCCAGCUUUGGUGGAAACGCUGUGCAAAUACAGAAGUGAUCUGAAGGUGAUCUUUAACUUUAUGGAUGAAGAUCAGUCAGGUCUGAUUUCUCCUGAUGAGUUCCGCAAGACGUGGAAAAUCUUCAGUUCUUACCUGGGAAUUCAUUCACACGAUGAAGCCAUUGACAAGUUAGCCCAGAGCAUCGACUACAACAAAGACGGCUACAUUGACUUCAAUGAAUUUUUGGAGGCCUUUCAUGUGGUUCACAAUCUAGAGAACAAGGCAGCCUAGGGAAAGGGCAGAACUUCUUGGGGGUGUCAUGGGAGCCUGGAAAAGCACUUCCCAGACUGACAAACAAUAAAUGGUAAGCAUUGUGGUCACUGUGUAAGCCUGUGUUUAAUCCCUUUGGGAUGAUGCAUACCUGCGAGUGAAGAGACCAGACGGGAUGACCGCUGCCAUGUGCAGUAUUGAUGCAUCACUGCCACGUCAGUAUCUUGUCCUCAGCCCGCGUGUCAUCUCCUCCACCACCCUAGUCUGUGAAUGCUACCAAGGUAGCACCUGCAGUGCCAUGGGAAGAGACACUCUGGUAUGUUUCCCCCAGCAGCCCUUAGAGACAGCUAAGAAACAGCACUGCUGGUCACAGGGAAUAUACCAGUCUCUCCUUCGGGAUAUACAGGAAAAACAGGCCUUCAGUGAACCAUCCAGUCCAGGUGAAGAACCAUCUCCUUAAAACAAGCAGUUCUGCAUAUUUAAUCUUACUCUUUGCAUGAUGCAAUUAAAGCGUUCCACAUUACUGGUUUUCCUCUUUGAAGUUUACAGGCCCGACUUAAAGGAAAGGUGUCUAUACCUGCCAUAGACUCGUACUUAGCACUGGUUACUUCUGCAGUUGUUAGGCUUGGGGGUUGAUGAGCAGUCCUAACUUGUCACCUUAGUCGGGGCUAAAUCCAAAGCAUGUUCACGUGCCAUGCAAUAGAUCACAAAAUAAAGCUUAAGCUUUUGAAGUAC
Molecule: messenger RNA, 3600 nt
Organism: Coturnix japonica (Japanese quail)
Lineage: Eukaryota; Metazoa; Chordata; Aves; Galliformes; Phasianidae
Source: RefSeq, a predicted model, not a curated record